Lodderomyces margitis is the source of this 1407-nucleotide messenger RNA. RefSeq lists its product as uncharacterized. Gene Ontology annotation, molecular function: LPPG:FO 2-phospho-L-lactate transferase activity. The coding region runs from base 1 to 1407 and encodes 468 amino acids. The record is from RefSeq and is a predicted model, not a curated record. Lineage: Eukaryota; Fungi; Ascomycota; Pichiomycetes; Serinales; Debaryomycetaceae. The transcript has a single exon.
AUGCCCAAGAUCACAGUGAUAUCAGGUGGCACAGCCACUAAUGAGCUAACACCUUUAUUUUCAAACUUGUCCAAGAGCAACAAGACAUCAUACAUAUUGCCUAUAUCUGAUAAUGGAGGCUCCACGUCAGAAUUGAUUCGAGUCAUUGGGGGCCCGGCAAUAGGUGAUAUCAGAUCUAGAUUAACACGAUUGAUUCCAGAACAUCAGAAGCAUGUUAAAGAAUUGCUCAUGUUCAGACUAUCUCUGGAUCCACCAGUUGCUAAGCAGCAAUGGAAUGAGAUAGUAGAAGGGACGCAUGAGUUGUGGACUCCAAUAAGUUCAAGCACAAAGGAGAUAUUCCGAAGCUUUUUUGUGCAUCUCCAUGUCGAAUUAUUGAAAAGGUCAAGAAUACAUCAAUCAACAAAGAGGCAGUUUAGGUACGAGUUGGCAAGUGUGGGGAAUAUGUUUUUGACCGGUGUUCGCUUAUUCAUUGGAUCGUUGGACUCGUCGAUUGAACUUUUUUGUAAAUUGACUGAUAUCAACUCCAACAUUCAAGUUUUACCUUGCAUAAACACGAACUUCACAUACCACAUUAGUGCGUUGUUGGAGAAUGGGUUGAUCAUAACUGGGCAAUCGCAGAUAUCGCACCCAUCAACAUCGCAGGAAUACCCUCCUCCUAUACACAAAACGCGUCCACCGACGCCUUCCGAUGAUGCGCUGAGAACAAACUACUUUACAGAGGCCGAAGUGCCCAUCAAUGAAGUAGAAAUCAGCAAACAGUAUCAUCAGCGAAGAACAAGUAUAGAGUCAAAUGUGUCGACAUUUUCAGAUUCGGAAGAAGAGGAGUCUGGAAACGUCCCACAAUAUACACAUCCCGAGUUGAAAAAGUCACAGUUGCAUUUCAGUAAACUGGAAAGUAUAGAGCCCUUGUUAUCUCCAAUCAAGAGGAUAUUCUACGUCUCUCCUUAUGGUGAAGAAAUUUGCCCCAUCGCCAAUGGACGAGUCUCCUCAACUAUAACCAAUAGCGAUACUUUGAUAUAUUCGAUUGGCUCUUUGAUGACAAGCAUAGUUCCUGUCUUGGUAUUGAAAGGGGUAGGCAAAGCAAUUGCCACAGGCAAGUGUAAAAACAAAAUCUUACUAUUGAAUGGAUGUCUUGAUAGGGAGACAUUUGGUAUGACUGCUUAUGAUUUCGUAAAGGUGAUUGUUGAGUCAACGGAAUAUUCCUUGAGAAACCAAAACGUCGAAUUGGGACAGAUUUCGUGGAAUAAAGUGGUUACACACUUGAUUUACAUGUCAGAUCUGAAAAUUGAAGUAGAUGUAGGUUUAUUGAACUCACGUGGUAUUGAAUGUAUUGAGGUUCCAAAAAUCGAAAAUACCGACUAUUUUGAUUUGUUUUGUUUGGAGCAAGCGCUAGCUGAUAUUAUAUAA